AUGGCCAGUUCAGCUCGAGAACAUCUGCUUUUUGUGCGACGUCGCAACCCACAGCUACGGUAUACUCUGAGCCCAGAGAAUCUGCAGAGUUUGGCAUCUCAGGGAACCAUGGCUGAGAACAUGAACUUGCAGCGUGCCAACAGCGACACUGAUUUAGUGACCUCAGAUAGCAGGUCUAGUUUGACAGCCAGUAUGUAUGAAUAUACCUUAGGGCAAUCUCAGAACCUCAUCAUUUUCUGGGAUAUUAAGGAAGAAGUAGACCCGACUGACUGGAUAGGACUAUAUCACAUAGAUGAGAACUCUCCAGCCAAUUUCUGGGAUUCCAAGAAUCGGGGAGUGACUGGCACGCAAAAAGGACAAAUUGUAUGGCGAAUUGAACCUGGCCCCUAUUUUAUGGAAUCCGAAAUAAAGAUCUGUUUUAAAUACUACCAUGGUGUUAGUGGAGCCCUCCGAGCUACUACUCCAUGUAUCACUGUGAAAAACCCUGCUGUGAUGAUGGGAGUAGAAGGUGUGGAUGAAGGUGCUUCUGGAGCCCAGCACUCUAGGAAGUUAGUCAGCUUUACCCUAUCAGAUAUUAGAGCAGUUGGACUUAAAAAAGGCAUGUUCUUCAACCCUGAUCCUUAUCUAAAGAUGUCCAUUCAGCCAGGCAAGAAAAGUACGUUUCCUACAUUUGCUCAUCAUGGCCAGGAAAGAAGGUCGACUAUCAUCAGUAACACAACUAAUCCUGUUUGGCACAGAGAGAAAUAUUCUUUUGUUGCACUUCUAACAGAUGUCCUGGAAAUUGAGGUUAAAGACAAAUUUGCCAAGAGUCGUCCGAUCAUCAAGCGCUUUCUUGGGAAGUUAACCAUACCAGUUCAGAGACUGUUGGAGAGACAUGCGAUUGGAGACCAGGUUCUCAGCUAUAAUCUUGGCAGAAGGCUCCCAGCUGAUCACGUAAGUGGAUAUCUCCAGUUCAAAGUGGAAAUCACAUCUUCUGUUCACGAAGACGCUUCACCAGAAACAGUUGGCACUUUGCUAGGAGUGAAUUCUGUAAAUGGAGACUUGGGGAGCCCCUCUGAUGAUGAGGACAUGCCAGCAGGACAUCAUGAUACAUCCACAGUGUGUUCCAAUGGUCCAGUCCUUGAGGAAUCUUCUGGAGAAGCAAUCCUGAGACGCCCUUUAAGGACUAGUACAACCCUGGAAACAGACCAGGAUGAGUUGACCUCCGGUGCUUCAAGAUCAUCACCUACCAGAGGUCGCCAGGACUCACUAAAUGACUAUCUGGAUGCAAUAGAACACAACAAUCAUCCCAGAACUGGGACGUCUGCCUGUGGUGAGCGUCCACGUGGAGCCUCCCCAAAACUGAGGAGUAGCUUCCCUACUGACACAAGACUUAAUGCUAUGCUUCACAUUGACUCAGAUGAAGAGGAGCAUGAGCUACAUCAAGACCUGGGUUUUCCAUCUUCCUUGGAAGACGAUGGUGGUUUAGUAAUGCUUAAUGGUGCUACAAGAAAUGUUGAAAGAAGUGGUUUAAGUUACUCAUCAGAUCAGGCAGUGCAAGGGCCUGCAGAGAAUGAAAAUGUUGCAGCCUCUGAAGCUCCUUUGCCAUCAACUGAUGACCAGCAGGAGACUCUCCCAGAGCUUCCACCAUCACAGUCAGCAGGAGGUGAAAGCCUGCAAGGUUCUCAAAGUGAAGCACCGGCAGACCAGGCUGGCAGCGAGUCAUGUGCUGCUCAGGAGGCAGAGCAGCCUCCUAGCAGUGUGGACACAGGAGCUGCUGCUGCUGCUGGGAGCAGAAGGGGCGUUAGUGAAAUGGAAUCCACUGAUCAAGGGUCCGAACCUUCCCAGAUGUCAUCAGAAACGGAGCAGAGUGAUCCUGCUCGCACGGAAAGCGUCAGUGAGGCUAGUACUCGGCCAGAAGGGGAGAGUGACGUGGAAGGGGCAGACAGCUCUUGCAACGAAAGUGCGACUGUGCGACGUUCCUCAGUUGAAAUGCGGUGUUCUUCUGAAAGUGCCAGGUUUCCUGAGACUCCAGCCUUUUCUUCUCAGGAGGAGGAAGAGGGAGCUUGUGCCACCAAUGUAGCUAGAAUUGAGCCAGGUGCUGAAACACAGGACUCUGCAAGUACUUCUGGUUCUCUGCCUGCGGUACAUUUACCUCAGGAGGAAGUACAGGAGGCUGAGGCAGGUGAACUACAAGACCAAGAGGAAGCAGAAGAAAUCUGGCAAAGAAGAAGCCUGCAGGUGGCAGCUGCCAAUAGCCAGUCUCAGGAUGAAGAAACUGAAGGAGCCCAAGCAGCUUGUGAAGGUGCCACAGCACAGGUUGAAGGAGCUACUGGAGGUUCUCAAGCCAAUGGCCAUCAGCCCUUGAGGUCGCUGCCUUCAGUACGUCAGGAUGUUAGCCGGUACCAGAGAGUGGAUGAGGCUCUACCACCAAACUGGGAGGCUCGAAUUGACAGCCAUGGACGGAUUUUUUAUGUGGACCAUGUGAACAGGACAACAACAUGGCAGCGACCUACAGCCCCCCCAGCUCCACAGAUUCUCCAGAGGUCAAAUUCCAUACAGCAAAUGGAACAGCUGAAUCGACGGUACCAGAGCAUCCGAAGAACAAUGACUAAUGACAGGCCUGAAGAGCAUACAAAUGCCGUGGAUGGAGCUGGAGAAGAAACUGACUUUCACCAUUCUAACGCAGAUUUUCGAAGAGAGAAUGUGCUGCCUCACUCUACCUCCAGAUCCAGACUUACUUUAUUGCUCCAGUCUCCCCCUGUGAAAUUCCUUAUCAGCCCAGAGUUCUUUACAGUGCUGCAUUCUAACCCUAGUGCCUACCGCAUGUUUACAAAUAACACGUGUUUGAAGCACAUGAUCACCAAAGUCCGGCGGGACACCCACCAUUUUGAACGUUACCAGCAUAAUCGUGAUUUGGUGGGCUUCCUCAACAUGUUUGCUAACAAACAGCUGGAGCUGCCGAGAGGUUGGGAAAUGAAACAUGACCAUCAGGGCAAGGCUUUCUUCGUUGACCACAAUUCCCGCACAACAACGUUCAUUGACCCCCGGCUUCCCUUGCAGAGUAGCCGGCCCACUAGUGCGUUAGUCCAUCGGCAGCACUUAACUAGACAACGCAGCCACAGCGCUGGUGAGGUUGGAGAGGAUUCCCGUCAUUCAGGACCACCAGUUUUGCCAAGACCGUCUAGCACAUUUAAUACAGUCAGCAGAGCUCAGUACCAGGAUGUGGUUCCAGUGGCUUACAACGACAAGAUUGUCGCAUUUUUGCGGCAGCCCAAUAUCUUUGAAAUUCUACAGGAGCGUCAACCAGAUCUAACCAGGAAUCAUUCACUCAGGGAGAAGAUCCAGUUCAUUCGGACAGAGGGAACACCUGGGUUGGUGCGUUUAUCCAGUGAUGCAGACCUUGUCAUGUUACUCAGCUUGUUUGAGGAGGAGAUAAUGUCAUAUGUGCCGCCACAUGCCUUACUUCAUCCUAGUUAUUGCCAGUCCCCAAGAGGCUCGCCAGUGUCUUCUCCUCAGAACUCUCCAGGUACUCAGCGUGCCAAUGCCCGAGCUCCAGCUCCUUACAAAAGAGAUUUUGAAGCUAAGCUGAGAAACUUUUACAGGAAGUUGGAGACUAAAGGAUAUGGACAAGGCCCAGGGAAACUGAAAUUAAUCAUCAGGAGAGAUCACUUGCUAGAAGAUGCCUUUAACCAGAUCAUGGGCUACUCAAGAAAAGACCUGCAGAGAAAUAAACUCUAUGUCACGUUUGUUGGGGAAGAAGGGUUGGACUACAGUGGACCUUCAAGGGAGUUUUUUUUCCUGGUGUCUAGAGAGCUCUUCAAUCCGUAUUAUGGUUUGUUUGAAUAUUCAGCCAACGAUACCUAUACAGUACAAAUAAGUCCCAUGUCUGCUUUUGUAGACAAUCAUCAUGAGUGGUUCAGGUUUAGUGGUCGAAUUCUUGGUCUUGCUCUGAUACAUCAGUAUUUGCUAGAUGCCUUUUUUACACGACCCUUUUAUAAAGCCCUCCUCCGAAUACUCUGUGACCUGAGUGACCUAGAAUACCUCGAUGAGGAGUUUCACCAGAGUUUGCAGUGGAUGAAAGACAAUGAUAUACAUGAUAUCCUAGAUCUCACAUUUACUGUAAAUGAAGAAGUUUUUGGGCAGAUCACAGAACGGGAACUAAAGCCAGGAGGUGCCAACAUCCCAGUCACUGAAAAGAACAAGAAAGAAUAUAUAGAAAGAAUGGUGAAAUGGAGAAUUGAGAGAGGAGUUGUACAACAAACAGAAAGUCUAGUGCGUGGUUUUUAUGAGGUGGUUGAUGCGAGGCUCGUGUCUGUAUUUGAUGCCAGAGAACUGGAACUGGUUAUAGCUGGAACAGCAGAAAUUGACUUGAGUGACUGGAGAAAUAAUACAGAGUAUAGAGGAGGUUAUCAUGACAAUCACAUUGUAAUUCGGUGGUUCUGGGCUGCUGUGGAAAGGUUCAACAAUGAACAACGACUAAGACUUUUACAGUUUGUUACAGGCACGUCCAGCAUACCUUAUGAAGGAUUUGCCUCUCUACGGGGGAGCAAUGGUCCAAGAAGGUUCUGCGUAGAGAAGUGGGGGAAGAUCACUGCUCUUCCAAGGGCUCACACUUGUUUCAAUCGUCUGGACCUUCCCCCUUAUCCAUCAUUCUCUAUGUUAUAUGAAAAACUGUUGACAGCAGUUGAGGAGACAAGUACUUUUGGACUUGAGUGA
Molecule: messenger RNA, 4698 nt
Organism: Haliaeetus leucocephalus (bald eagle)
Lineage: Eukaryota; Metazoa; Chordata; Aves; Accipitriformes; Accipitridae
Gene: HECW2
Product: HECT, C2 and WW domain containing E3 ubiquitin protein ligase 2
Exons: 28
Coding region: 1-4698 (1565 amino acids)
Biological process (GO): regulation of dendrite morphogenesis
Molecular function (GO): protein binding; ubiquitin-protein transferase activity
Source: RefSeq, a predicted model, not a curated record